Molecule: messenger RNA, 2352 nt
Organism: Plasmodium knowlesi strain H
Lineage: Eukaryota; Apicomplexa; Aconoidasida; Haemosporida; Plasmodiidae
Product: nucleolar protein Nop52, putative
Exons: 1
Coding region: 1-2352 (783 amino acids)
Biological process (GO): rRNA processing
Cellular component (GO): preribosome, small subunit precursor
Source: RefSeq, a predicted model, not a curated record
AUGGAAGAAAAUAAAAAAAGAGGGAAGAAAAAGACGGAGAAGUCAGAAAUUGAACUGUUAUUUGUUGACCUGUGCCAUGUGAAUAAAGAAAGAAGGGACACAGGAAUAAAGGCCUUGACUGAUUAUAUAAAAAAAAAAAAAGUACCUCUGGAUGGACAUAAUUUGUCCUACAUUUGCAAAGGCCUAUUUUACUAUUAUUGGCUAUGUUACUCAUCGGAAGAGCAAAAAAUCGCAGCUUGCAAAAUAAGCAAAAUUUUAAGAAACAUUGAUGAGGUGGACAAGAGCGAAGAAAAAAAAGGCGUCUUCCUAUUUUUGCAAAACUUUUUAAGGGUUAUGUCUAGUAAGUAUGACUCUCUGGACCUUUACCGCUUGAACAAGUUUUUAUUUUUAUUCAAAGUUUUCCAGGCAGAGUGUCUCCUUUUCCUACAUCGGUACUCAUGGCGCAGUGAUUACAUCAAGAGGUAUAACAAAAUAAUGCUUCGAAUAUUUGACGACACAAAUGACGUUUUUUACAAUCACAUCGAUACAUUUUUUAAAGAAUUUUUUGGAAACCAAUUUUAUUUAAAGGCUAAGGAUCAAAAUGAAAAAGUGCACAUAAAGAAUUUUCUCUUACUCAUGGACUUUUUUUUUAAAAUUAUUUGCAAGACAGAAAGAAAACACAUAAUCGAUGUAAUUAGAAAUAAAAUAUUCUCUGUCAUUUUGAAGUUAAAUGUAGGGAAAAAUAUGCUGGAGAAGAGAAUUUGCAGGUACCUUGGGAAAUGCAAAAAUCCCUAUGCUACCAAAGUCCUCAGGGGGUUUUACAAUUCCUUUGUUGCAGGCCACGGUGAACGUGGGGGGAAUAAGCAGAAGUGCAACAAGAAGGACAAAAAGAGUGGAUCGAAAAAGACGCCCAUUUUUGUGGAAAACUUUGAGGCCACGGGGGCGUACAAUGGUUCCGCUUCUGCCCCGUCCAGGGAGGAAGAACAAAUUUCGCGAAAUAAUGGAGAUUCCCAUUUGACCACCCCUAGGGAUGGCGCAAAGGGUGGAGAGAAACAAUUGGAUGGUGUGCUUAACUGUAAGAAGAGGUCCAAAAGGGAUCGAGCGUCGAACGAGUUCAACCGCCUCAGGGCGAUCAUCGAGGAGGGCGACGACGCAGAGAUGGAAGACGACCUGAGCAGUGAUUUGGAAAGUGAUAUAGGAAGUGACGAGGAAAAUGAUAUUGGAAUGAAUAUGGGAAAGGACCGCAUGAAGGGGAAGAAGAAGAAGGUCCUGAAGCGAAAGAGAGAAGAGAACGGUAACCUGGACGAUAAAAAAAAGAAGAAGAAGAAAAAAAAAAAAGUCAAUAUGCAGGAAGCGAUAAUUAUGGAAGACAAUUUGGUGGGAAAGAUGAAGUCGUCGUCCAAGAAGAACAAAAAAGAAAUUGAAAAAAAAAAAAAAAAAAAAAAGAACAAAGACAAAUACAACAACGGAGAAGGAAGCAACGCGCCCGAUGGAGAACACGCAAGCAGCUCAAUCGAAGGGAAAGACAAACACAAACUUAAUAUCAUAGACUUUAUCCAAAAUAACAAACGAGGUUUUUCGGGGAGUAUUAUUCUCGAAAAUAAGGGGAAGUCGGAUUUGCCCAUCUAUUCCAUUGACAAGUCGGACUUGCAGGGAGGGUGCAUACAGGGGAGGAAGCUAAAAGUGAACAAACACUUGAAGAAGAAAAAUAGCGCCUGCUCUGCUAGUAGCGAUAAUCGAGUUUGUCAAACACACCCGUGCUACACCCUGCUGACAAAUGACGAGGGAGAAGACGACAUAUGUCUACAACUCGAAAAUGCGGACAGGGGAGAUGUAGUUGCUAACGGAGAUCACAAGAACGUGCACAUAGGAAUGAUAAAAAAGAAAAUAGUAAAAAGCAAUGUGGAAAAGUCAAAAAAGGGGAAAAAAAUGGAAAAAUUUGCCAAACUGGGAAAAAUGAUCAAGCUAGCGAAACAAGGCAAAUUGGUGAGGCUAGCGAAACAAAGCAAGUUGGCCAAGCUGGCGAAGCGAAAUAAAAUGGCAAAAAUAGCUAAACAAAACAAAAAGUCAAAAACGGAAAAAAAAAAUUCUAUGAUAAUAGGCCAAGGGGGCGAAGACAAAAACAAAAGCGCGCUGAGCAACGGCGUAGCAACCGAUGCGAAAGGGAAAAUCAGGGAAAGGAGAAAAAAUGGCAUCGUCAAGAAAACCAUUUUGAAAAAAGGGAAAACCAAGUCACACGUGACAAAAAGAGUUCAUUUUAACCUGAACAAAAAUACCAUCGAGUACAUUCCGCGCAUAAAGAAGAAAAAUGUCAAUUCGUAUUUCUUUCUCGACAAUUUUCGCAACUUAAUUAAUGUCCCCGCGUUUUUGUAG